UUCAAUGCUGGAAGAGGACAUUCGCCUUCCACAGUCUCUUAGGCCGCUCCACUACCUAAUACAGCUUCAGCCUUUCAUUAAUGGCAAUUUCAGCAUUGUCGGCUACAUGAAGAUGGAAGUCGAGGUCCUGGACACGACGUCAAAUAUUAUACUCCAUAUGCUUGACAUUAUCACAAAGAACGACACAGUUGUGAAAUCUGCAAUGUUGAAACGUAAAGAACAGCCUAUUUUUGUAUACUGUCCAUUAUUUUUCGUUCUGUUUCUCUUGUUGAAGGUACUGACUUCGGGAGACGUGGAACAGCGACAAGUUGGGAUUAAGAGUCAGCAUUAUGACCCUGUCCGUCAAUUCUAUGUCGCUCAAAUGGAGGAAGAGCUGAUGAAAGGGGAAAGGUACACUCUGCAAAUGGAGUUCCUUGGCUACCUCAGCGACCAACUUCGUGGCUUCUACAGGUCAUCCUAUAAAGAUAAUAACGGAGAAAUAAAGUAUCUGGCCGUGUCGAUGUUCCAGCCAACGGACGCUCGCCGCGCCUUCCCGUGCUUCGACGAGCCGGCCCUGAAGGCGACCUUCGAGGUCCACCUGGCGAGGGAGACCUGGAUGACGUCGCUCUCCAACAUGCCCCUCGCCGAGACGCGACCUGUUGAAGGUCAGAAUGGUUGGGUGUGGGACUGUUUCCAUAACAGUGUCCCAAUGUCCACCAGCAUCGUCGCCUUCGCCAUCUUGGAUUUUUCCCAUGUCUCGUCCACCACAGACAAAGGCACUCUCUUUCGAGUGUGGGCACAGCCGUCGGCCAUCCAAAAAGCAGAAUAUGCCAAGGAAGUUGGUCCACAGAUUUUGGCAUUCUACGAAAAUUAUUUCAAUGUGCCCUACUCACUUCCGAAAAUGGAUAUGAUAGCAGUUCCGGACUUCAGCGUAGUGGCCAUGGAAAACUGGGGCUUAAUUACUUUCAAAGACAGACUACUGCUGUACGAUCCGUCUACAAACACCAAGGGAAACCUCCUGGAACCCGUGGCUCAUGAAGUGUCUCACCAGUGGUUCGGCAACCUGGUGACGCCCAAGUGGUGGGACGACCUGUGGCUCAACGAGGGCUUCGCUACUUUCGCGGCCUAUCUCGGAACCUUUCAUGUGGAGCCCUCUGUGAAGAAGAGGGAGCCCUUCACCACCAACACACUCCAUCCAAUUUUAAUUACCGACAGCUUUGACUCCUCGCACCAAGUCAGAAUGGCUCAUGGCGAUGCCAUUGUGGAACUAUCUGAUGAUAUCAUCUAUCAAAAAGGGGCUUCUCUUGUUCGAAUGAUGCUACACUUCCUUAGCGAACCUACCUUCAGGAGUGGAAUCGAAAGCUACCUGAAAACCUUCUCGUACAGCAGCGCAGAACAGGACGACCUUUGGGAACACCUGACAGCCGCUGCUCACCGUGACCGAAAGCUUCCCGAGAACUUAACUGUGAAGACGAUCAUGGACACGUGGACGCUGCAGAAGGGCUUCCCCGUCGUCAAGGUAGCGAGGAGUUCGGAUGGUACCUCCGCCGACGUCUCUCAGGAACAUUUUUUGUUAAUGAAGAACGAAAAUCUCAGCCAGACCCAGGACUUACGAUGGUGGGUUCCUCUCAGCUACACGUCGCAAAGCGAGGCCAACUUCGACCAGACAGAGGCAAAGAGGUUGAUGGAAGACUCUGAAGAAAGAAUUACUAUCACGUCACUGCCCCCGAAGGACCAGUGGGUCAUCUUCAACCUGCAGCAGACGGGCUACUACAGAGUCAACUACGACGACCACAACUGGAACCUCCUCGUCCAGCAGCUGAAGGACGACCACGAGGUCAUCCACGUCGUCAACCGAGCGCAGAUCAUUGACGAUGCCAUGAAUCUUGCUAGAGCCGGUCAGCUGAGUUACACAAUGGCCUUGGAGGUAUACGCUUACCUGAAAAACGAAAAGGAAGACACACCGUACGCUGCUGCGAGAAACAGUUACGAUUAUUUGCGACUCAUGUUCUCGGGCACAGAAGCUGAGGCAGCUCUAGAGCAAUAUUAUUCGGCCUCAACCUUGCAAGACAUAACAUGGGCUUCUCAAAUUCCACCAUCCUUUCUCGAAGAAGCGCUGCGCCUCAUGCACCAGUGGAUGAAUAGCCCGGAAAAUAAAAAACCUUCAUUGCCGUUCUCAGGAGUAUCGCCUUAUUUUCCCUACUGCUCGUCUUUCGUUGUCUUUUUUUUUUCAAAAUAUUUUAAUGCACUUGUUCUCUGUUAUUUGCUUUAUUAUAACCCCGUUUCCCCUUCGUGCAGCAGCCUUUAUGGAAAGACCCCGUUUUCCCACAGCAUCUUCCCUCCGGACCUUCGCGAAGUGUUUAUUUGCGAGGCCGUCGGGGAGAGCGGAGAAGAGGAGUGGAACUUCGUCUGGAGCGAGUACAUGAAGUCCAAUGAUGCCCUUGACAAAGCCACUCUCCUCAACGCUUUAACUUGCACCAAAAAUAGCAACAUUUUGUCGAGAUUUUUGGAUAUGGCCAUUAGUCCUGACAGCGGGAUAAAGAUGGACGAUAUUGGGAGUAUCUUGCAAAGUGUCAACGCAAAUAGUGAAGGACAAUCAAUAGCAUGGAACUUCCUUAAAAAGCACUGGAAUCAUAUCUUCCCAUACAAGAAGCAGAAAAGGGGAGAACUGCUGUGGACGAUGACUGUCAGUUUUAAAACACAGGAUGCUCUCAGAGACCUGGAGGCCUUUUUGCAAGACAGCAACACUGAUCUGAAGGAAGUUACUGUAAGGGCGCGACAGGUGGUGGAGAGAACGAAGAUCAAUGUAAAAUGGAUGGAAACCAGCUUUCCCGAGAUUGUGCAGUUCCUGGAAAACCGUGGUUAUUCGACGAAAGGCAACGGUGCUUGAUUACGUGCCUUUUUUCAAAUUUGAUAGUUCAAAAUCCAUUUCAUUGGUUCAGAGUAACUUGCUGAACUGAUGUUAAAAUUAUAAAGUCAGAUUCAUUAUUUUCAGAUUAAGUAAUGGUAAGCAUUAAAACAAAUGCCAUGUCUAGUGUAAUGGAAUUCUUAAAAUGUCAAAAUUUGUAAAAUAAAUA
This is a messenger RNA of Penaeus monodon (black tiger shrimp), 3056 nucleotides long. RefSeq names its product aminopeptidase N-like. Gene Ontology annotation, biological process: proteolysis; peptide catabolic process. NCBI's taxonomy places the organism in Eukaryota, Metazoa, Arthropoda, Malacostraca, Decapoda, Penaeidae. Gene Ontology annotation, molecular function: peptide binding; metalloaminopeptidase activity; zinc ion binding. Gene Ontology annotation, cellular component: cytoplasm. The coding region runs from base 5 to 2869 and encodes 954 amino acids. The transcript has 16 exons. The record is from RefSeq and is a predicted model, not a curated record.